This is a messenger RNA of Melozone crissalis (California towhee), 1354 nucleotides long. It is a transcript of the gene ZC3H10, whose product is annotated as zinc finger CCCH-type containing 10. NCBI's taxonomy places the organism in Eukaryota, Metazoa, Chordata, Aves, Passeriformes, Passerellidae. The transcript has a single exon. Gene Ontology annotation, molecular function: metal ion binding. The record is from RefSeq and is a predicted model, not a curated record. Bases 18 to 1187 code for a protein of 389 amino acids.
CUCGCGGUGCCCGCGCCAUGCCGGACCGGGACGGUUACCCCGCCGGCACCGGCGCCGGCCCCGGCGGCGUCAGCAGCGGCGACGAAUCCUCGUCCGCCCUCCCCGACGACGACAUCUGCCGCGACUUCCUGCGCAACGUCUGCAAGCGCGGCAAGCGCUGCCGCUUCCGGCACCCCGACAUCUCCGAGGUCACCAACCUGGGCGUGCGCAAGAACGAGUUCAUCUUCUGCCACGACUUCCAGAACAAGGAGUGCGUGCGCCUCAACUGCCGCUUCAUCCACGGCACCAAGGAGGACGAGGACUGCUACAAGAAAACCGGCGAGCUGCCGCCGCGCCUGCGCCAGAAAGUGGCGGCCGGGCUGGGGCUGUCGCCGGCGGAUCUGCCCAACAGCAAAGAGGAGGUGCCGAUCUGCAGGGAUUUCCUCAAGGGGGACUGCCAGCGCGGCGCCAAGUGUAAAUUCCAGCAUUUGCAGCGGGAUUACGAGUACGAGGCGCGGGGGAGGGAGCAGGGCCGGCGCUACGAGCCCUUCGACGGCCUCUACGAGCCCGACGAGCCGGUGCUGAAGCGGCGCCGAGCCGAGGGGCUCUACGAGAGCUACGAGUACGGCUUCGCCAGCCCGCGCGCCGUGGAGUACCGGCUGCUGGAGGAGGAGAACGUGCUGCUCAGGAAACGCGUGGAGGACCUCAAGAAGCAGGUCAACAACCUGCUGGCCACCAACGAGGUGCUGCUGGAGCAGAACGCCCAGUUCCGCAACCAGGCCAAGGUGAUGACGCUGAGCUCCACGGCCACGGCCAGCGAGCAGCCGCUGGCGCCCACGGUGACCAACUACAACCACAGCAUCGCCCAGACUCACACCACGCUCAGCAGCCAGGCCCUGCAGCCCCGCCCGGUCACCCAGCAGGAUUUGGUGGCGCCGGCGGGCGCUCAGGCCGCGCCUCCCGCCAACGGGGCCCCGUUGAACCCCGAGAUCGCGCCGCUGUCGGCGGCGGCGGCGCUGGCGCAGACCAUCGCGCAGGGCAUGGCGCCGCCGCCCGUGUCCAUGGCGCCCGUGGCCGUGUCGGUGGCGCCGGUGGCCGUGAGCAUGGCGCAGCCGCUCGGCGGCAUCACCAUGAGCCACGCCACCACGCCCAUGGUCACCUACCCCAUCGCCUCGCAGAGCAUGAGGAUAACGGCCAUGCCGCACUGACCGCGCCCCCGGUACCGGCGGGAGGCUCGCGGUGAACCCGGGGGUGGCGGGAUGAGGAUGGACGGACACACGGACGGACGCACGGACGGUGUGGGAUGUGCCGCCCCCCUCAUCCCGGUGCGACCCCCGGAACCAGGGGGUGGCGGGAUGAGGACGGACGGACGCAC